Messenger RNA from Leptopilina boulardi, 3939 nucleotides. RefSeq lists its product as uncharacterized. NCBI's taxonomy places the organism in Eukaryota, Metazoa, Arthropoda, Insecta, Hymenoptera, Figitidae. The record is from RefSeq and is a predicted model, not a curated record. The transcript has 2 exons. Bases 210 to 3572 code for a protein of 1120 amino acids.
AAAUAAUAUAUCAUACCUAUAGUAAAUAUAUAUAAGAAAAAAUUGUUUAACUUAAAAAAAUGGUAUAAAUGUCAUUAACAAAUAAGGCAGCACGUUACAAAGUUACCAUCAACGCAUCUUAUUCUAGAUUUCAUACUUCUACUGUGUUAAAACAUCCGUGAAUAUUGAAUGAAAAGUCAUUAUUGAAAAAAGGAACUAAAUUUUUAAUAAUGGAUAACAUACCCUACACAAAUCCUAUAGAGACAGUAAAUUUUUUACCAAUCUUUAGCUGCUUGUACGCACUCAGUGAUUUCUUAUUCAUUGAAAAAUAUUUGCCAGAAGUUGAUCAAAACAGACAAAUUCCAGUUGUUAAUGCACUUUAUGAGUAUUUAGAAGACUAUCAUGAUAAUCAAAAAAUGAAACUUAAACUAAUUAGAUAUUUGUUAAAAGGUAGUGACUUAUAUGGAGAAGAAGAAAACGAAAAUAUUGAUGUAAUUUUUGUGAAUACCAUGUUCAACUAUAUUAUAAAAUCCCUUGUUUUUGACAAAUAUACAAAUAUUUAUGGUUUCUUGGCUGAUGUUUUUCGUAAAGUAAAAAAUUUGCAAUUAGAUUUGUUUCUAAGGGAAAUAAUAAUUAUGCUUAGAAAUGCAAAAUUUGAAAACGAGUACGCCAAAUACUCCAAACUAUCUUCAUUAGCAGUAAAUAGAAUAUUUACAGAUAUCAUUUCACCGUUAUUUCCUCAACCAAAGACUAAUCUUACUCUAUUGUCACUUGAUUACAUUUAUGCACAAGCUGGAUCAAAUUUUCUUCAACCCGGUAGAAUUAAUACUGCUUAUUAUACAGAUUUUAAUUUCAAUUCAACUAUUUUAAAUCAAGAAACUUUAUUUGACGAAUACUUAAUAACAGGUUUAAUAAUACAUAAUAAUAUAUUUAAUGAAAAUAUUAGUUUUGGAUGUUUACAAGCAUUUGCUCUGCCAGCUCUUUUUCUUCAUCUUUCUCGGGAGUCUGUUGAAAAUGAAAAAAUAAAAAAUAUUAAUUUUGAUUCUGAUUACUGGAAAGCAGCUUAUGAAAAUCUUUUUUCACAUAUAGAUUCGCUUUUUAAUGAAAUAAAAAGUAAAUUAAUAAUAGACACUAAUUAUCAAUUGCACAAAUUUCUUUCAAGAUUUUACAAAGAUUUAUCAAGAAACAUUCAUUGCAAACAUUCAAGUUUAGAAGAAACAGAAUCAAUAAUUUCUAAAAAUUUAAAUAUGUCAGCAAACUUUUCAUGUAUCCAGGAAUUUUCUUUUACAACUCUAUCGGACUGGUUUAUGAAUUAUAUAAAUAAAAUUAGUGACAUAUUUGAAAAGCAUGAUUUAAAAUCAAUUCAACAAUCAUUUGAAGAACCUUUAUUAAAAUAUUUAAAAUAUGAUAAAAUUGAUAUAGAUUUAUUAGCCCCUGCUGAUUACAUCGUACAUGGUAUCUUUGAUAAUUCUACACGAUUAUCAUAUGAUUUAUUUGAAUUUUACAAUCCUGAAAAUGCAACUUCAGAUUAUUUUGCAUUAAUGCGGGAAAAAUAUACUACUAAAUUAAUUAAACUAGUUAAUGGCAAAGACUUUGAAAAAGUAAUUAAUGUUAAUAUUCAAACAUUACUAAAUCAUCGGUUUCAUCGCAUUCAUUUAAAAUCAGCUAAUCAGACUAUGGAUUUAUUUUGGCAACAAUUAAUAGCGUAUAAAAAAUUAAGAAUUGAAUCAUAUCUAAAAUUUUCUGGCACCGAUCGAACAUUAAAUAAAUGGUGGAAUGAAUUUGGAUUAACAUUGGUGCCGUUUUAUCAGUGUAAAAUAGAAAUAACAUCGGAAAAUAUUAACAAAGAAAAUUCAUGCGAAAUAAAUGAAUUUAAAUUCUUAAAUAAUUUUAAGAAAGAUAUCUCUUCAUUUAUAAUUCAAGAAAAUACAAAAUUAUUCCUUUCUUCAUUAGGAACAUCAAUUAGAACAAUUUUUAUGAAGAAUGUUGUUGAUGAGAAUUCAAAAUUUACAGAAAAAAGUAUAGAAUAUAUAUUACAAUUGCUUGAAACAAAAAAUAUUUGUAAAUUAUUUUUUGAGAAAUUAUCAUUACACAUAGAUGAACCUGAAUUUCAAAUUAAUUUCAUAACUAAUAAAUAUCUAUUAUUUUUUCAUACAAUAAUUUAUAGAUUACAAAGUAAAACUAAUUUUUCUUUUACAUCUUUUACAAACAUUCUUAAUAAUUUAUAUAUUUUGAAAUCUAAUGUUUUAAGGCAAAUAAAUGUUUUUGAUAAAAAAACAAAUCGUUAUUUGUACACAAAUACUUAUAACUCUACUCUUGACACUGGUUAUGGUUACAAAUUUAUCUAUUUAAACAAAAAUGAAAUUGCAUUUCUAAGAACAGACUAUGAGGACAAAACAAAAAAUUUUGUUCAUUUAAUACACAGUGAAUUAGAUGGCGAAAAAAUGUACUCUAUAGUUAAUAAUGACACUUUUGUAAAAAAAAAACAUUACAUAUUUGAAAUAAAUAAUCAACUACAAAAGAAUGUUAAAAAAUGUGUAUCUUUUGGAUUAUCUAUGCAUUCUUUUAAUAAAGAAAAAUGUGACAUUGAGAUAUAUUUACAAAUAUCAAUACCUUUAACAGAUUGUCCAAGACAUGCACGUCGCAUGAAAAAAUGGUGGAAUCUGCAAGAGGUUAUAAAAUUAGCCCUAGAGAAACAAGUAAAUCUUACAAAAGAGCAAAUAAUGGAAACAAUGAAGAUGUUCAUAUUUCCAGAUGAAGAUAGAAUUGAUUUACAAUUUAUGGAAACUUGGAUAAAUGAUAAAGAUUUAAAAAUACCUGAGUGGGCUGAACACUAUAGAAUAGAGAAUCCUCAACUUCUAUUAAAAUUAAGAUACGACCUACAACUAGAUGAUUCUUAUAUAUCAAACUAUAAUGGUACCAUUAGAAUUAAAUUACAUUACACAUUUCAAGAAAGAAAGAAAAUUGAAGAGAAACAAUCGCUAAUAAGUAUACUUACAGAUUUUCACGAUCAAAAUGCAUAUUAUCUUACCACAUUUGAAGAUUACUAUGCUAUAAGAAAUUUCGUGACAAAUGGAUAUAGAAAAAUAACAGGCAAUACUUAUAUGGCGAGUUUUAUGAAAAUUGCUUUAUAUAAAUUAGCAAUAAGACAAUCUGAUGAUCCAGAUGAUGAAUUUGAUUUAACAUUAUAUAGUAUUGAAGCUAAACCCAUAGACAUUAUUAAUAGCACAUUAAUUUCAAGAAAAAUAUAUAAUUUGCAGAAAUUUUCCAUGUCCUAUACAAAUUUAAUGUAUUCAAUUAAUUUAGCUACAGUUCCAUUGUCUGGUUAUAAAAAUAUUUUGUAUGAAAUGAAAUUUAGUCAAUCUUAUUUUAGAGCAAAAAUUAGUCAAUUUUAUAAAUUUAAUGAAACUAUAUCAAUUCUUUUACCAGGAACUGAAUUUUCUAUUGUAAACAUUACAGAAAUUCAACUUUUUAAUUUAGGUGAUUGUUUAAAGGUGGAACUUAUGUAUAAUCAUAAAAAUAAUGAUAAAUAUGAAUGGUACAAAAAGAUAAUGAAAGAAAUAACACGAAUUACAAAUGUAAUUAAUGAAUAAAGUGUUUUAAUUAAUGAAUUCGAGAGUUUUCAAUGAAUUUCGAUUAAUGACUUUUUUAAAUUUUGAAUUAAUUUUAUUUAUUUACAAAUAAAUUUUAGAAAUGAUGAUAUUGCAGGCGCGCGCACACUUUGACGCUUCUAAAAAAUGUUACCCAUGUAGAAAAUAAUCAUGGAAGACUGGGUGCGACAUAUUAUCUAUAAAGUUUUUGUAACGUUUAACUAGAAACGUAAAACUAUUCAGAUAUUAUCAUGAAUCUGUACAGUGAAACUAUCUAGUUUCACUGUCUAGUUAAAUUUUGACAAAACUAUCUAGAAAAGUCCUAGUUUAAACAGAAUUAACAUAACCUUUUUGCUUGUAGUUAACUGAA